Molecule: messenger RNA, 924 nt
Organism: Podospora pseudocomata
Lineage: Eukaryota; Fungi; Ascomycota; Sordariomycetes; Sordariales; Podosporaceae
Exons: 3
Coding region: 1-924 (307 amino acids)
Biological process (GO): arachidonate metabolic process
Cellular component (GO): membrane
Source: RefSeq, a predicted model, not a curated record
AUGGAUGAGGCCAACAGAGAGAAUGGGACAAGCAAAACAAAGACGCCGGCGGAGUGUUUUAAGCUUGCUGGAGGAACAAGUACGGGGGGCUUGAUCUGUAUUAUGCUCUUUCGAUUAAGCAUGUCGAUCGAUGAAGCGAUAACGGCGUACAAAUCAUUGUCACAAACCUUGUUCCAGCCCAGCUUCAUCUCUAAAUAUUUAGGCGGUGCCUACAUCAGAACGAUGUUUGGCUUAUCUUGGUACGAGGGCUCGUCGCUCGAGCAUGCAGUCCGAGACGAGGUCGUUGCUCAGGGGCUAGAUCCAAAUGCUACUUUGCUAGACCACAGCUCUGUGCCAGGCACUGAAGGGUGUCAAGUGGACAACUUCGCUCUUCGCUUUCGCUCUUACAGAUUUCCCGAUGGUUCACUGCCAACAUACAGUUCGGCUACCAUCGUUCAGGCUGCUCGCGCGACAUCGGCGGCGCCCUUUUAUUUCCCCCCAGCAACGAUAGGUAGGACGGAGUUCUGGGAUGGAGCACUAGCAAACAACAAUCCCGUGGAUGAACUCUGGGCUGAGAAAAGCCUGUUGUUUCCCCGCUGGAUAACAGAUAAGCCGGUUGUCAAAUGUGUGCUGAGUCUGGGAACAGGAAGAUUUGACCCUUCACGAAAGAAGCGGAGCUGGAUUGCGUCACAUCCUGCCAUCUCCAAGGGAGCGCAGCUGCUGGAGAACCUGACCAACGUCGAAAACGUGCAUCGCAGAUUUGACCAGCUGAUGAGGGCCGAGGGAGUGUGGUACUUUCGGUUCAACCCGCCAACCACAGAGGAUGUUGAUUUGGCUGAGUACAGAGAGGAAAAGCUGGCUGGGUUGGAGGCCGACGUGGAGAGGUAUCUGGAGAGGCCCCAUAUUAAGGUGAUGCUGAGGCUUUGUGCUCAAUUGCUGGGCUGA